This is a messenger RNA of Brassica oleracea var. oleracea, 1782 nucleotides long. RefSeq names its product S-adenosylmethionine synthase 3. The record is from RefSeq and is a predicted model, not a curated record. The transcript has 2 exons. NCBI's taxonomy places the organism in Eukaryota, Viridiplantae, Streptophyta, Magnoliopsida, Brassicales, Brassicaceae. Gene Ontology annotation, molecular function: methionine adenosyltransferase activity; ATP binding. Gene Ontology annotation, biological process: S-adenosylmethionine biosynthetic process. Gene Ontology annotation, cellular component: cytosol. Bases 315 to 1487 code for a protein of 390 amino acids.
UCAUCGUCUCACCAACUACACUCCACACCAACGACACGGAGGUUGGUGAGAUAAUCGCUAGCUACAUCUCACCGUCUACUCCUCCUCAACACAAGAUCCAACGGCGUUAUAGAAUCACACUACCCUACACUCAAAACACGUGAUCGCAUCUCCGCCAACCAUAUAAUCGCACGAGAAGAGCGGGCAAACACACACAGAGCGAGUCGAACUCCGAGUCACCCGCCGAGUUUCUCUCACUCUCCCCUCCUCGAUAAAAUCUCUCGUUUUCAGAUCUCGAAUCUCACCUCUAUACUUCCGUCGCCAGCUUUUCAGAGAUGGAAACGUUUCUAUUCACAUCCGAGUCCGUCAACGAGGGACACCCCGACAAGCUCUGCGACCAAGUCUCCGACGCGAUCCUCGACGCCUGCUUAGAGCAAGACCCCGAGAGCAAAGUCGCUUGCGAGACGUGCACCAAGACCAACAUGGUCAUGGUCUUCGGCGAGAUCACGACCUCUGCUAAAGUAGAUUACGAGAAGAUCGUCAGAUCCACUUGUCGCGAGAUCGGUUUCAUCUCCGCCGAUGUCGGUCUCGACGCCGACAAAUGCAACGUCUUGGUCAACAUCGAGCAGCAGAGUCCCGACAUUGCUCAGGGAGUUCACGGUCAUUUGACCAAGAAGCCUGAAGACAUCGGAGCGGGUGAUCAGGGACAUAUGUUCGGUUACGCUACCGACGAGACUCCCGAGCUGAUGCCUUUGACUCAUGUUCUUGCGACCAAGCUUGGCGCGAAGCUUACCGAAGUGAGGAAGAACAAGACUUGUCCUUGGCUGAGGCCUGAUGGGAAGACGCAGGUCACCGUUGAGUACAAGAACGACGGUGGAGCGAUGAUUCCGAUUCGUGUCCACACCGUUCUGAUCUCGACUCAGCAUGAUGAGACUGUGACCAACGAUGAGAUCGCUGCUGACUUGAAGGAGCAUGUGAUCAAGCCGGUGAUUCCCGCUAAGUACCUUGACGACAACACCAUCUUUCACUUGAACCCCUCUGGUCGUUUCGUCAUCGGAGGGCCUCACGGUGAUGCUGGACUCACGGGGAGGAAGAUCAUCAUCGAUACUUACGGUGGUUGGGGUGCUCACGGUGGUGGUGCUUUCUCAGGGAAGGAUCCAACCAAGGUUGACAGAAGCGGUGCUUACAUCGUCAGGCAAGCUGCGAAGAGUGUGGUGGCUGCUGGACUCGCUCGCCGAUGUAUUGUCCAGGUUUCGUACGCUAUUGGUGUCCCUGAGCCUCUCUCUGUGUUUGUUGACACCUACAAGACCGGGACUAUUCCGGAUAAGGAUAUCCUUGUGUUGAUCAAGGAGGCGUUUGACUUUAGGCCAGGGAUGAUGGCUAUUAACCUUGAUUUGAAGAGAGGAGGUAACUUCAGGUUCCAGAAGACUGCUGCUUAUGGGCAUUUUGGGCGUGAUGAUCCUGAUUUCACCUGGGAGGUGGUGAAGCCACUCAAGCCAAAGGCUUAAACGAAAAGGUGGUAGUUGCAAGAACUCAUGAGUUGCUGAGACACUCUCUCUCCCUCUCCACUAUUGGGGACUUAUCCAUUAUACCAUUGUUAUUGGGAAAGAUUUGAAUAAUGCUAUACAUUUUACAUUUUGCUUUUGCUGCUAUUGGAGUUCGUACACAAGGCCAUGUGUGUUAGUGAACGAACAGAAGAUUUGAGUUUCAUGUUUUUGAAUUUCCUUUUUUUUUUUUCUUUCUUCUUAUGCUCUUGUAUUGUAAGUUUGAUUGUGUAAUCAAGAAGUCCAUCUUUGUCAUCUA